GCGAAAUCUGCCAUGCAUCACCUGCGGAACUCACGCUAGUCUCUCUACCAUGGCCGUCAAUCCAAACGAAGAUACGGAAUUCAACGAUGCCCUCCGCAAGUACGGUAUCAUUCCUCCCAAAGAAACUACUCCCCCUACUCCUUCACCUCCGAGUUCUCCAAAGCUUCACGAUGUACUUGAUGAUCUCACUCCGGAAGAGCUAAAAGAACUGGGCGAAGAGAUCACUGACGAUGACCUUGACCGCGAUAUUGAUUCAUAUCGGAGGCAGCGAUUAGCUCAAGAACGACUGCAGCAGAAACGCGCCCGCUUUGGGAGAGUCUAUCCUAUUGGACGCGAUGAUUAUACCAGGGAGGUCACAGAGGCUAGUAAGAUCAACGAAGAGGGUGACGAAGAAGAAAAAGGCACGGGCGUGAUCUGCUUCUUAUACAAGGACGGAAUUCUUCGGAGCGACAGAACUUCUGAACAUAUACACACUCUAGCAAGUCGAUAUCCACACUCAAAGUUCGUGUCGAUUGUGGGCAACAAAUGCAUUGAAGACCUCCCAGAUUCUCGAAUUCCCUUAUUGAUCAUAUACCGCAAGGGGGAAAUACGGAAUCAACUUAUUGCAUGGGGCGCUGAUCGCGAAAGACAGCUUGAAGAACUCGAGGCACAUCUGAUUUUAUGUGGUGCCCUAGAUCUUCCCCGCGGGCCACUCGGCGAGCGACGAGCGCACGAUGGCGACGACUCUAUAGAAGAAGACGAUGAUGAUACAUCUUUUCACAUGCGGUCUGCUGCCACAAGCACGAAUGCUCGGGCACCAAAAAAUAUACGGGCACAAACCAAGAAAGACGACUCAGACUCGGAAUUUGAAUUUGACAUGUAGUCUGGGAAUAAUCUCUGGCUGAUCUGCCUAGCUCCCUAGCCUAGGGCCCGUUGAUAAUUGAGAUUAGCAAGGACAGGGUUAACAGUCAGUUAAAGGGGUUUAUUUGUCUCUAUUUUGAAUAUGCGUGUCACGGCAACGUUGACCGCAGGGUAACACUGAUCAAAUGACAGCCUGCAGCGACUUCUUCUCGUCAUAUGGUGUUCUUAAUUUCCACCUGAGAGUAUGACCCUGCACUGCUAUAUCGGUUUGCAGACCCGAGUUCUCCCC
Molecule: messenger RNA, 1129 nt
Organism: Suillus clintonianus
Lineage: Eukaryota; Fungi; Basidiomycota; Agaricomycetes; Boletales; Suillaceae
Product: thioredoxin-like protein
Exons: 5
Coding region: 50-862 (270 amino acids)
Biological process (GO): protein folding
Cellular component (GO): cytoplasm
Source: RefSeq, a predicted model, not a curated record